This is a messenger RNA of Gekko japonicus, 2004 nucleotides long. It is a transcript of the gene ANO7L1, whose product is annotated as anoctamin 7 pseudogene 1. Gene Ontology annotation, biological process: chloride transmembrane transport. The record is from RefSeq and is a predicted model, not a curated record. Lineage: Eukaryota; Metazoa; Chordata; Lepidosauria; Squamata; Gekkonidae. Gene Ontology annotation, molecular function: chloride channel activity; protein dimerization activity. The transcript is spliced from 13 exons. Bases 1 to 1689 code for a protein of 562 amino acids. Gene Ontology annotation, cellular component: plasma membrane.
AUGGAGGACUUUGCGGGCCAUAGCCAGAAUUGGGCGGCGGUUGGCACCGUGUCUCCUUUCCCCCCCGCCCUGCAGGCCCACCCCAACCCGGACAGCAACACCUCGGAUGCCCUGCUGCGCCAGCUGCGCCUGCCCAACCCCAUGGCCCAGCCGGUCCCCAACAAGCCCCUGGACUUCUACACCUGCGCCUUCCGCAAGUCCAAGCUCGACAGGUUUCUGGGCAGCGACUCCCCGGACUCCUACUUCAGCAGCACGCAGAGGCACCGCAUUGUGUACGAGAUCCUGACCCGGACUGUCUACGGGAAGAGGAAGCACGCUGAAGUCGGUCUUGACCGGCUGCUGAACGAAGGCGUGUAUUCCGCGGCCUUCCCCUUGCACGAGGGCCCAUUUGAGCUGCCGGAGUACGAGGUGCCCGGAGAAGAGCUGAACCCCCGGCAGAUCCUAUACUGCUUUUGGGCGCAGUGGCGCUGCUGGUACAAGUACCAACCUUUGGACCACAUCCGCGAGUAUUUUGGAGAGAAGGUGGCAAUCUACUUCGCCUGGCUGGGCUUCUACACCACGUGGCUCCUCCCUGCUGCGGCCGUGGGCACCUUCGUCUUCCUGGCUGGUCUCUUUGCCAUGGGGACAAACACGCCAGCGCAAGAGAUCUGCAACAGCGGGGGUCAGUUCCUCAUGUGCCCCCUGUGUGACAGCUGUGGCAACUGGAACCUCUCUGAGAUCUGCUCCAUGGCAAAGGUCGGCUACCUUUUUGACCAUCCGGGGACCGUCUUCUUCAGCAUCUUCAUGUCCUUCUGGGCUGUGGCCUUCCUGGAGUACUGGAAGCGGAAAAACGCCACCCUGGCCCACCACUGGGACUGCUUGGACUUCCAGGAGGAAGAGGCAGGUGGACGGCCCUUCUGGCUCUCUGGUCUGGGCCUCGCCAAGCUGAAGGCCUGGCGCCAGAAGCGGAAGCUGGCCCGGGUGCAGGGCGGCCAGAUCGGCCAGGAGCCCAAGCGCUGGGAGGAGGACUUUGAGCUCAUCGAAUGCGAGGGCCUCUUUGAGGAGUACCUGGAGAUGGUCCUGCAGUUUGGUUUCAUCACCAUCUUUGUGGCGGCCUUCCCGCUGGCUCCGCUCUUUGCCCUGCUCAACAACUGGGUGGAGAUCCGGCUAGAUGCCCAGAAAUUUGUGUGCGAGUACCGCCGCCCGGUGGCUGAGCGUGCCCAGGGCAUUAGCGUCUGGUUCUUCCUUCUGGACGUCCUGGCACACAUCUCGGUCAUCGUCAACGCCUUCCUCAUCGCCUUCACCUCCGACUUCCUGCCGCGCCUUCCCCCGCCAGCCCCACCCCCACCCCGCCCAGGCAGGGGCUCCCUGCUCACCUGCCCGCUCUCGCCCCCUCGCAGGUACAAGGCCUUCCGGGACGCCAGUGGCAGCUACACCCUCUUCUACUGGAAGCUCCUGGCUGUCCGGCUGGGCUUCAUCAUCACCUUUGAGCACGUGGUGUUCUUCUGCUUGCGCCUGAUUGACUGGGUGGUGCCGGACGUCCCGGAGUCCCUGGGGGUGAAGAUCAAGCGCGAGAGGUACCUGGCCAAGCAGGCCUUGGCCGACAACCAGGCCGCCCUGCUGACGCAAGCACCCGUCCACCCAGCAGCCCGACCUAGCGAUGACACCGGCAUCCCCUGGGAGGACAGCGGCGCUGUGGAGGCCCUCUAGGGCACAGAGGGGGAGAGAGGCGGCGAGAGAGGGUGCCUCCAGGGGCCCAGCUUGGAUCUGCCCCCACCGCCCUGCCGCUCCCCUGCUGCUCUGCCCCUCCCGAGGCAGCAGCUGCCACUGCCGCACGCCCGUCCCGAAGGACUCUCUCCUGGAGAAGGACGGUGUCUCUCCGGCUCCUGAGGCCACUGCUGUGCCGCCACCGCCGCCACCCUCCAGGACGGUGUUCCCAGGAGUCUUUGCCUCUCUGCGGAGCUCAGCCCAGUGUCUCACUGCUCGGGUGCUCAGCGAGGAUGACUGCAAGGGCAGGAGCAGCUC